Molecule: messenger RNA, 774 nt
Organism: Diplodia corticola
Lineage: Eukaryota; Fungi; Ascomycota; Dothideomycetes; Botryosphaeriales; Botryosphaeriaceae
Exons: 1
Coding region: 1-774 (257 amino acids)
Source: RefSeq, a predicted model, not a curated record
AUGAUGAUGCCUCCCAGCGCAGCGCGCUUCGUCGUCGCCCUGCUCCCGCUGUUUGCCGCCGCAGUCCGCGCCGUCUCUCUGUCCGACUUUACUCCCCGGGUGGAGAAUCUGAGCGACCAGUGCAGCACCGUCUACAACCGUCAAAUCAACGACUGCUCUGCCUCCGACCUCGAGACUGGCGAGAACUGUUCCGUCGCGUGCAUCAGCGGCCUGCUGUCUAUCGCGUCACAGGUCAAGUCGGCCUGCGCCGAUGACGAUGUGGCAGAGACGUCAAUCAUCGGCGUCUUCCUUCUCGGCAAGGGCCCUCAGAUCCUCUGCUCCAACAUCGCGGCUACCACGCUGGGCAGCGGUCACACGUCGACUAGCUCUACCUCGCACAGCACCAAGCAGACCAGCACCAAGGAGACUUCCAGUCAGACCAUUGACGCCGGUACCACCAUCAUAGCGGGCACAAGCAAAACCGCAGAGUCGACCACCACUGCAGCGGCAACCACCACGACCGCGGAGUCUUCCACCUCGGCAGCCGAGACUACAGCAGCGGCGACCACGACAGCUGCAGAGUCGAGCUCAGAAAGCACGAAAGCAGCGUCGAGCUCUGCGGCGGCAACGACAUCCUCAGGUGGUUCGGAUGCGACAGACGACAACGACGGUAGUGGAGGAGGAAGCCCGUUCGACCUGGCCGUCGGAGCUGGCUCUCCGCGAACGACAUCAUCAAUGUGCCUCCUGGGGACGGCAAUGGGCGUGUGGGCACUUUCGAUUCUCUUCUUGUCGUGA